Monomorium pharaonis (pharaoh ant) is the source of this 4198-nucleotide messenger RNA. Its product is annotated as collagen alpha-1(III) chain. NCBI's taxonomy places the organism in Eukaryota, Metazoa, Arthropoda, Insecta, Hymenoptera, Formicidae. The record is from RefSeq and is a predicted model, not a curated record. The coding region runs from base 102 to 3758 and encodes 1218 amino acids. The transcript has 11 exons.
CAGGACAACUCUUGGCAAUGGAUCGACAAUCGACGCGACAGUGCAAACGAAGCAACCGGUAAAGCAACAUUUGCGAACCGGCCUCCGCCGUGAUCGCUGAGAUGUGGACCCACAGCUUGAAGUGUUCCUCGGUGGUGUUUUUCGCGUGCGCGUUUCUCGCCGGCUCAGGUAGUGUAACAGGCAGCGCGGACGAUAAAGCCGGUGCAUUUGCAUUGAGCAGCGCCGGUGCAUUUGCGUCAAGUAGCGCCGGUGCAUUUGCAUCAAGCAACGCUGGUACGCUUGAAGAUGCAAGAAAUAUUCCUGGUGCUCAGGAUAGACAUAAAGGGAUUCGCAGCUACGACAGCACAGGUUUUCCUCACGAUAGCAAUGUUAAUCGUGAUGUAAAAUCUUACGGCACGCCUUCGGGACACGGCGCCAGUUAUGAUCACGGAAUAAAAGGCGGAGAUCAUGGCUAUAAUAAGAACGCUGAUGGCUGCUCUAAAUGCAAAUGGGAGAACGACGAUUACUGGGAACGGGAUGAGCCGGAAAAGGAGGGGGACGAAAAUGACGGGGAUGAAUGCGAUGACGGUCAAUACAGGCCCGAACACCAUCACGGUCCUGGUGGAAGACCUAAAUCGCGGCCAUCUGGGGUGCACAAGACGGGACCUGCAGGUGUUGAUGACGGAACCGGCAGCCCCAGCGAUUUUUCAGGCGGUAUCAACUAUCCGGCUACGGGCCCAGGAUAUACGAGGCCAAUCAAUGGCUAUGUAACCACAUCAAAACCUAGCUCUAGUUGGAAUACUCCAUUCGCUGAUGCCUCAAAGUCCGGAUACGGCGGCGUAACUCCACCUGCCUUUGGAACGACACCGAGCUCUUGGUCCGACUGGAACAGAAGACCAACACCGGGUGGCUCUCCAUCAAAGCCCAUCUGGGAUGGUGGUCACAACAGGAGAUUUCCUUCUUCGCAGGGACCUGGUGCACCUGCCCCGAAUUUCAGCGCAAUGUCCAAACCCGGACAAGGAUGGAAUCAAUUUCCAAGCGGUACUUCUGCAGGAUCAUAUGCAGGAAGUGGUGUAUUACCUCCAAGUAAUUAUGGAAAUCCACAAGAAAAUAAGAAUAAGCUUUAUGGACAACCUGUACCAUAUCCAGCAAGUGGUGUAUCUCCUCCAAGUAAUUAUGGAAAUCCACAGCCAAAUCAAAACAGGCCUUAUGGACAAUCUGUACCACAUCCAGCAAGUGGUGUAUCUCCUCCAAGUAAUUAUGGAAAUCCACAGCCAAAUCAAAACAGGCUUUAUGGACAAUCUGUACCACAUCCAGCAAGUGGUGUAUCUCCUCCAAGUAAUUAUGGAAAUCCACAGCCAAAUCAAAACAGGCUUUAUGGACAAUCUGUACCACAUCCAGCAAGUGGUGUAUCUCCUCCAAGUAAUUAUGGAAAUCCACAGGCAAAUCAGAACAGGCCUUAUGGACAACCUGUAACACAAAGCACAUAUGCAGGUGCUUAUGCUGGAGCAAGUGUAACCUCUGGUGUUGGAAGUCCUUCUGGAGAACCAUCUAAUUUUGGGAGAAAAGAUCAUCCAUUUGGCCUUUACAAGCCAGUAAAUACCCAAACACCACAUGGACCGUACACUGGGAUAAAUCAGACACCUUCCAAUAGAGAUAGCGGCUAUUAUGGUCUAGGAAGUUACAACAAACCUGAACCUAGUCCUCACAGUACAUUGUCUACAACUGUAACAAAUACUUUUGCAACUACGAAAGGACCAUAUGGCAGAAUUGAUUCAUCUAAAACUGUUCCUGGAACUCAAAGUAAUCCAUUUCCUGGAAAGUCACCUGGAUCACCAACUGGAAGUGGCGUUUAUGAACAUCCGAGUGUGACUAAGCCGAGUGGAACCACUAGCUCUUGGUUAGGUACUGGUCAGACUGGAAGCGGAAGUAGUACUUGGCAUAGUACAGGAACUACUCCACAUAUUGGAUUUCCAACAUCGAAUAUUGGAUUCGGAACAACUAAAACUCCAUUUAGUCACGUUAACACUCCAAGUUCUGUAUUAACGGCGCCAUACGACGGAACAGAACCAAAACGACCUAAUUUUAAUUUUGCGAGUAGCAGCGCAACUGCAAGCGCUGGUUCAAAUGCGUUUCCUAGUACUCCUAGCAUAACUGGAACAACAUCGUUACAUGGUACAACACCAGUGCACAGAGGUUCAAAUUAUACUCCUAGUGUUAAAGGUUAUAUUGGAACCAGACCUACAUAUGGAACUGUUCCUCAUGGUACACAUCCAAAUAUUGGAAGCGGUACUUGGCCUAGCGGACAGCCCGAAAGCAAUAUUGGACCUUGGUUUAGUGGUAAACCUGGAAGUGGAAUUACACCUGAAGGGCAUUCUCCAGGCACUAGUGAAAUUUUGCCCAGCAAGCAACCGCAAGGUGGAAGUGGAACGUGGCCAGAUCAAAGACAACCUGGGAGCGGAUCUGGAUGCACAGGUGGAAACUGUGGAAGCGCGACUUCUCAAGGAGAUAGCAAUUGCGGAAGGUGUUGUGAGAGUUAUAAUUGUAACAGUCCCAGUGGCGUUAAUAAAACAUAUUAUCCCGCUGGAACUGGUGAUGGUAAUGUUCCAAAUAUCGGAACUGUAUACGGACCAGAUUCACGUCCUAAUAUCAGAGGCGAUAUUAGACCAGUUUAUCCUGGAACUCAAGGUGCAAGUACAACAGCAGAAAAUCCUAACCCAUGGAAUCCAGCAAAUCCAUUCUUAUAUGGAGAUGGAGGCGGUACCCCAAGCAGUUUUUCACAUCCCUGGACUGGAACUACAGAUAAACCACUUGGCCAAGGAAAUCCUUUUCUCGAUUCAAACUGGAAUAGUCCUAAGCCUGGAUAUAGCAAUGUAUACAAUGACAGAAAUGUAAUUCCUCAUGGAGAAGGAAAUAAUAAACCUAUUGGUCAAGGAAAUAUUUUCCUAAAUGAUAAUAGAGGAGAAGGUAACUUAGGCGGUCCGUCAUAUGGUAAAUAUCCAGACAGAUCGGGAACACCAGGAAAUUAUCCUGGAUCGGGAAUAUCAGGAAAAUAUCCUGGAUCAGGAACACCAGAAAAUUAUCCUGGAUCGGGAACACCAGGAAGUUAUUCUGGAUCAGUAAAACCAGGAAGUUAUCCUGAACCGGGAAUACCAGGAAAUUAUCCUGGAUCAGGAAUACCAGGAACCUCAGGAAAUUAUGGAGCUGUGAAGGGUGGUUUUCAUUCCAGCGGAGCUUCACCGCAAGAUAGAAACAGCAAUAGACCUUAUCCUACAGGAAGCAGUCCUCAGGGUACAUUAGAGUGUAAGCUAGGUCUGUUUGGUUGUGGGACACCUGGCAGCGGGAGCUACGCAGACGAUAAAUAUCCAGGUGAAACAUUCGGGAUUAGAGGAAACGUUGGAGCUGGUACUGGAAAUCUAGGAGGCGGUGGCAAUGUUCCUAGUGGGCCUGGGAAUCUCGGAAUAAGUCCCGUAUCCGGUCAAUUCACUGCCAGUACAGGUCAUCCCGGAGCAGGGGGAAGCAAUUUAGCAACGUCCGCUGGCGGUGCCCAGGCGAGGGCUUACGCCGGAGCCUUCAGCUCUGCUCAAGCUUCCAGCUCCAGUUUUGCCGGUUCUUUCUCCGGUGCGACAGGACCCGCCAAUAAUUUUGGAAAUUUAUCUCCUAAUGCAGCGCAAAAUCAAGGCGGACUUAAUCCCUGGGCUUCUAGCGAUGCCUCUGCCUUUGCUAGUAGUAGUGCUGGAAGCUGGUCAGGAAAUCAUCCUAUCGACGUAAAGGGUUAACCAUUUUAAUUCAAAGACGAAUAUUAAAUUGCAUAGUUUCAGUUGUUUUCUUCCGGGGUCUACUGCGUAUUUCUCAAGAAUCCAGCGUUUCGUGAUCAUCAUGAAGAUCAUCAUAUUAAUUUCGACUCUGUUGGUGUUAUUAGUUCAACUAUGUAGCGCACAGUUUGGUGGCAUGGGUGGCAUGGGUGGCAUGAGUAACAUGGGUGGCAUGCGUGGCAUGGGUGGCAUGGGUGGCAUGAAUAGAGGACAAGGCCGUGGCAGAGGAUACUAUGGUGAAAAUGGGAGAGGCAAUGGGGGGCGAGGAAACGAUAUGGGACAAGGAUUCUUUUCAAUGUAUUAAUGGUAUCUUCUAAUUCUCAACUCUACCUGGAGAUACGGAAUUUAUUCCACAUGUAAUAUGGGUUUUCUUCAUGAAAUAAAUAAAUAAUAUAUAACCUACA